Messenger RNA from Dujonia railenensis, 204 nucleotides. The record is from the annotation of a GenBank genome assembly. Lineage: Eukaryota; Fungi; Ascomycota; Pichiomycetes; Serinales; Debaryomycetaceae.
AUGGGUGCUGCUUACACUAUCCUUGGAAAAUCCGUUCCUUCUCACCAAUUAGCUAUAGCUACUUUAGGUGCUGUUGCUUUCUACGUUGCCCCAAAGCCAUGGGGAGCAGCUGCACCAACACACCCAUCUAUCAAUGCUUCUUCCCCAGAAGAAGAAAAGUAUGUUACUGAAUGGUUAGCCAAACACACUGAAACCAAGCAUUAA